GUUUAGUUUCCUGGGAAGGCAAAUGGGCGUUUCCGUCAUGGAAUUGCCUUCUUGCUGCAGGGACGCUGGAAAGCCUGAACCUCGGAUCCCGGAGCAAUUGACGACAGAGUCAUAAAACUGAGCUGCUCGCCGCGAGCCUUCACUAUUUGACCUCUUACUUCUGUUCUACACUGCUUUUGCAUCAGAGUUUGUGCUCUUUUCUUGCUGCUUCAAGCAUCUUCUUGGACAUGCAUGCUAGAGGUCGUCUAUAAUGCGCUUGAUUAUCCGUCUAGUCAGUGCACUCGGCAUUGUUGGUUGCUUAACGCUCCUCUAUUUACACGCUCAAAGGAUCGCCUCGGGUUCUCUACCAAGCUUAGCCUCAUCUCUCUUUGGUGUAUCAGACAAUGGACAGCCAGAGCCAUACGUCUAUCCGCAUAGAGAAACAAUUGGCAUCGAGAAAGUCGACAUCAAACAUGUUGCGGUGCCAUCAGAUGAUCCAAAAGUCUUGAAAGCGGGCUUGACUGCCGAAGAGACAAUUGAGAAGAAGAUCUCUGGUGGUGUUACAGCAGUGCUACAUCCACAAAAAGAGGAGGGUGCUCAAGACACAGUCUAUCAAGAGCUUCGCGUGGCACUCGACGCAGCGGAUCGCCUGGAAAAGGCACCAAUACUGAGCUUUGAAAAGUCGCUACAGCUCAACAAGGAGACAUGCCCGUUACAAGGCUACAACUACGAUCGCGCAAAUCUCAAGGGUAAUUACAAGCAAUGGUCAGCUCUUUCAGACAAGGACAUUGCUACUUUCCGGCAUAAACUGAUCAUGGGAUUGCGAGAAAUUGGCAUCCAGUCUGACAAGAUGCCACAAGCACUUAUUGAAUUGCGCCUGACUGAAUCAGAGCGCAAAGAUAAAUUGCUUGGACGUGGCAUCGUGUUUUCCGCAGGCGAUGGCAAUGCCUUGCGACGUGUGCUGCUGAAUGUCAAGCUGCUACGGGAGCAUGGCUGCACUUUGCCCGUUGAAGUGUUUUCCUGGGCUUGGGAGGCCGAUGCACUACCGGCAGAAGUGAUCGCGGAAUUGACGCAGUUGAACGUUCGGCUCCAAGUUGCCUCUGGUGGUCUUGAAAAGGCUGACGGCUGGAAAGACUUUCGCAUCAAGCCGCUUGCCAUUCUACAAUCAUCCUUUGAACACGUCCUUUGGCUAGAUUCAGAUUCCUUCACUUUGCGCGAUCCAAGCUACCUCUUCGACUCAGCCAUCUUCCGAGACAGUGGGCUCUUACUCUGGCCAGAUUUCACAAAGUCGCAGCCUCGAAAUCCAAUAUGGCGCAUCAUUGGGCAACCAUGCAGACCGGAGCACGAAGGCGAGUCGGGUCAAAUUGUGAUUGACAAGCAUAUGCAUCGUGCUACACUGCAGCUCGCAACGUGGUUCGCAACCACUCAAUCUGAAGACCAGAAACUAUGGUACAGCCAUUUUGGUGGAGAUCGCGACUCAUUCCGCAUCUCAGCUGUGAUUCUAGGCUCACCAUUCAAGGGUCCUCGACGACUCUUGAGUAUUGCUGGACAGCAGGUUCAAUCGCAGCCGCUCGCAAAGACAGCCUUGCCCGAUGAGAAAGAUGAGAAUGGCAAACCAAUUCCUGAAGAUGUUAGAGAAGCCUUCCUGAUUGAAUCACGAGUGCGAGGUUUGCAUGCUGCCGGACACACCAUGCUGCAAUAUGACAUGGACGGUCAAGCGCUGUUUGUUCACGCCAAUCUCAUCAAACAUGGUGCAUUACCUCGAGAUCAGCGGAUCUGGAGUGUGGUUACUCGAUUACGCAAUGAUCGUAUUCCUGGUGGCAGUUAUGGAUCGUUUGCUCAAGAAGCUCCUUCAACAACCACCGAAACCUUUGACGAGACUGUUGCACGAGGCGGAUGGAAAUCCGAUGAAGAACGACAUCAAGAACAAGAAGCCCUUUUUGGUCAGGCAUUUGCAAACAAAAUUGCACCGCCGGAGAAAAGGGACGCGCCCAUGGAUAUUCAAACGACUGAUGUGCAAUUUGGACGCGGUGUCAUUAUUCAUGUUGCGCAGUCUCCUCUCAGUACAAUGAUGCUUGACCUGGCAAAAGUGCUCAACACGGGUGAAGCCGUUCAGGUGGGCACAGAGAAGCCAGAUGGAUCAUCUCCUUUUGUGAUCGAGCCAGUCAAGCCAGGUGAUGACUUGUGGCGAUUUGAGGACCUCUAUCUCAAGCUAGGCGGUACUACUUGA
Messenger RNA from Protomyces lactucae-debilis, 2209 nucleotides. Its product is annotated as mannosyltransferase putative-domain-containing protein. Gene Ontology annotation, cellular component: Golgi apparatus. Gene Ontology annotation, biological process: mannan biosynthetic process. The record is from RefSeq and is a predicted model, not a curated record. Lineage: Eukaryota; Fungi; Ascomycota; Taphrinomycetes; Taphrinales; Protomycetaceae. The coding region runs from base 251 to 2209 and encodes 652 amino acids. The transcript has a single exon. Gene Ontology annotation, molecular function: alpha-1,2-mannosyltransferase activity.